This is a messenger RNA of Haemonchus placei, 402 nucleotides long. Lineage: Eukaryota; Metazoa; Nematoda; Chromadorea; Rhabditida; Trichostrongylidae. The record is from the annotation of a GenBank genome assembly.
AUGCUCGACCAAACCGACAACGCAUCGUCUCCGUCCAACGCCGAUAUUAUGGCGGCCCUAGAGCACGUAGUUGGGCGGCUGCACAGUCUUGAGGCAGCCGUCAACGAACUGCUGAAGCGGUCAGAGCCGCGAUCCUCUUGCAUUUUCUGCCCUGUGGCAGAUAACCGCGACGGACACAAUACGACGCGGUGCAACCGAUUCCCCGAAGCGGUUGCGAAGCUGGUCUUUGUGGUCGUUGCUUCAAACCUGCACAUGAAGACGACGACUGUGGAGUGCAGUGCGCAGCAUCUGGAAGACCACCCAAUGUGCUACUGUGCGCCUACCGAGGACAAGGCGGCGGUUUCAAACGACGACCAUGAGGACGAUGGGCAACGCGCUGACACUUUGAAGAAAGAAAAAUAA